Messenger RNA from Homalodisca vitripennis (glassy-winged sharpshooter), 1315 nucleotides. Its product is annotated as keratin, type I cytoskeletal 9-like. The coding region runs from base 1 to 1176 and encodes 391 amino acids. The transcript has 3 exons. NCBI's taxonomy places the organism in Eukaryota, Metazoa, Arthropoda, Insecta, Hemiptera, Cicadellidae. The record is from RefSeq and is a predicted model, not a curated record.
AUGGCAUGCGGACAGAUUAAGAUAUCAUCAAAUGAGCAUCAAUCAGUAGGGACUAUCUGUAGGGUGGCCCAGCAGGAGUGGCGAGCCAAGAUUUGUGCCGUGCUCAUCCUCACCUCGUCCUCAUGGGCAGAGAAGGAUAAGAAGCAGGAGAAGAGAGGUAUCUUGAGUGGACUCCACGGUGUGGGUGGCGGCCUAAGCUACGGCAGCCUAGGUUCCGGCAGUUAUGGAUAUGGAGGCUUGAGUUCUGGUAGCUACGGACUGGGUGGUGGUUACGGAAGUGGAUUAGCCCUUGGUGGACUCUCGGGAGGAUAUUCUGGCCUUGGGUCAGGUAUCGGGCUCGGCUCUGGCUUAGGUGUCUCUACCGGCACAGUCACCGUCAACACCGUCAGUCAAGCUGUCCCUGUCCCGCAACCCGUCCCGGUCCCGGUCACUGUCAACCGGCCUUAUCCCGUGCCCGUCCCUCAGGCGGUUCCUGUCUCCGUUCCUAAGCCGUACCCCGUUCCCGUCCCUCAGCCCUAUCCUGUCACUGUCAACAGGCCCUAUCCUGUCGCGGUUCCUAGACCUGUACCCGUGUCCGUGCCUCACCCCGUUCCUGUUUCCGUUCCCCAACCCGUCCCGGUCUCGGUUCCCCAACCCUACACCGUGACCGUAGCUCGUCCCGUUCCUGUACCUGUCCCUCAACCUAUCGUCGUGCCUCAACCCGUAGCUGUUUCAGCUGGCUUAUCCAUCAAUAGCAUCGGUAUUGGAUCCGGCCUCGGAGGUGCUGGAGGAUAUGGUGGUGGAUUGGGAGGAAGCUACGGUGGAUCACUUGGUGGUCUUGGGAGCCUCGGAAGCAUCGGAUCUUAUGGAGGAAGCAUUGGAUCCUACGGUGGCCACGGAGGAUCCUACGGUGGACAAGGUGGAUCUUACAGUGGAUCCUACGGUGGACAAGGUGGAUCUUACGGUGGAUCCUACGGUGGACAAGGUGGAUCCUACGGUGGACACGGUGGAUCAUAUGGUGGGUCAUAUGGUACGUCAUAUGGCGGAUCAUACGGUGGCAGUGUGGGAUCUUACGGGGGUGGCUACGGAGACGCCACUCUGUCGCUAGGCGGUCAUUCUCUGGGCAACAUUGGAUCCUCCUACGGAAGUUCGACAGGAAGUAAUUACGGCGGUUAUGCGUCCAAGGGAUGGAAUUAAACUCCAAAGAUCCAAGACGUGCCAACUGUGAAGUUACCAAAUCUUGUCAUAUCGAGUCAUCUUUCAUCACCCUUCACCGCUCAUUUCACUUGUGAUACCUGUUCAUAGAUUUAAGUUAAUAAACGUUUUUGUAUAAAAU